Molecule: messenger RNA, 3094 nt
Organism: Octodon degus (degu)
Lineage: Eukaryota; Metazoa; Chordata; Mammalia; Rodentia; Octodontidae
Gene: Ano9
Product: anoctamin 9
Exons: 24
Coding region: 56-2305 (749 amino acids)
Biological process (GO): chloride transmembrane transport
Cellular component (GO): plasma membrane
Molecular function (GO): chloride channel activity
Source: RefSeq, a predicted model, not a curated record
AACCGCAGCAGCCUCAGUGGACUCCUUGAUUGAUUGGUGGGCAGCCGGUGCCAGCAUGCAGGCUGAGGAGAGCUUCCAGGUCCUGGUGGGAACAGGAGACAGCUUCCCACUGAUGGAGAUCAGCACUUGUGAGGCAGAACCCGCUGAGCAGUGGGACUUCGUCCUUGUGGCCAAGUACUAUACAGAGUUGAGAGUCAGGCAGGCUGAACGGCGGAAGCAGUUCCUGGAAGAGCUCAAGAGCAAAGGCUUCCAUAUCACGAUGAGAGAGGACCAGAAUCAGGUGUUCUUUGGGAUCCGAGCUGACAAUAGGAUCUUCGAUUUGUACCGCACCCUGCUCAUGGAGCCAGAAGGUUCUGCCCCUGGCAUGGAACCGGCCAGACCAACCACUGUCCCAGCUACCACGAGAAUCCGGAUUGUGAACUUCAUCCUGAACAGCAAGACGGCAGCUGGUGAUACCUUCGAGGACUUGGUGAAGGAUGGGGUCUUUGAGGACAAGUUUCCCCUGCACAGGGGGAAGGAAGACCUGAAGAUGAAGUGGGCCCGGUGGAGAAACCUGUUCCAGGAGCAGCCAAUUGAUGCUAUCAGGGACUACUUUGGUGUGAAGGUGGCACUGUACUUCGCCUGGCUGGGCUGGUAUACCUACAUGCUGGUGCCUGCUGCUGUGGUGGGCCUCAUCGUCUUUCUGAGUGGGUUUGCCCUGUUCAACUCCAGCCAGAUCAGCAAGGAGAUCUGUGAGGCCCACGACAUCUUCAUGUGUCCAAUUGGUGACAGCAACAAAUACCAGCCGCUCUCAGCCACCUGCAUUUUUGCCAAGGUCACUCACCUCUUUGACAAUGAGGGCACUGUGCUGUUUGCCAUCUUCAUGGCUCUGUGGGCCACUGUGUUUCUGGAGAUCUGGAAGCGGCAGCGAGCCCGUGUCGUCCUGCACUGGGACCUGUAUGGGUGGGAUGAGGACCAGGAGGAAAUGGCGCUCGAGCUCAUCAACUGCCCUAACUACAAGCUCCAGCCACACCAGCACUCCUACCUGCGCAGCACCAUCAUCCUGGUCCUGUCUCUGCUCAUGAUUUGUCUCAUGAUUGGCAUGGCACAUGUGCUAGUGGUCUACCGAGUGCUGGCUGCUGCCCUCUUCAGCAACUUGGCCUGGCCCUUCCUGGAGGUGACCACAGCUGUAGUGGUGACUGGGGCCCUGGUACACUACUUGACUAUUGUCAUCAUGACCAAGGUCAACAAGUAUGUGGCCUUGAAGCUUUGUGAUUUUGAGAAGCCCAGGACCUUUUCGGAGCGUGAGAGCAAGUUCACCGUUAAGUUCUUCACGCUGCAGUUCUUUGCCCACUUCUCCUCCCUCAUCUACAUCGCCUUCAUCCUGGGCAGGAUCAACGGUCACCCUGGGAAAUCCACGCGCCUGGCCGGGCUGUGGAAGCUGGAGGAGUGCCACCUCAGCGGCUGUAUGAUGGACCUGUUUGUGCAGAUGGCCAUCAUCAUGGGCCUGAAGCAAACACUCAGCAACUGCAUGGAGUACCUGCACCCGUGGCUUACCUAUAAGUAUCGCAUGCUUCGAGCCUGCUGGGCCAGCAACCCCGAGCUCCGGGACUGGCAGUACAACUACUGCCUGAACCCAGUCACCACCUUCAGCCUGUUCGAUGAGUUCAUGGAGAUGAUGAUCCAGUAUGGCUUCACCACCAUCUUUGUGGCUGCCUUCCCCCUGGCGCCACUGCUUGCACUCUUCAGCAACGUGGUAGAAAUCCGUCUGGACGCCAUCAAGAUGGUGCAGCUGCAGCGGCGGCUGGUGCCUCGCAAGGCCAAAGACAUCGGAACAUGGCUGCAGGUACUGGAGACCAUCGGUGUGCUGGCAGUCAUUGCCAAUGGGAUGGUCAUUGCCUUCACGUCUGAGUUCAUCCCCCGCAUGAUCUACAAGUACCGUGACAGCCCAUGCCGAAAGGAGCCCUCCCAGAAAGUCGACUGCCUCACUGGCUAUGUCAACCACAGCCUUUCAGUCUUCUUCACAAAGGACUUCCAGGACCCCAAGAAGAUACAGGCCUCAGGAAAUGUGACUGAGUGCAGGUACCGAGACUAUCGCAAUCGCGAUCCCCGUAAUGAAUACAACUUUACUGAGCAGUUCUGGUUUCUCCUGGCUAUUCGCCUGGCUUUUGUCAUCCUCUUCGAGCACGUUGCCUUAUGCAUCAAGCUCAUUGCUGCAUGGUUUGUCCCUGAUGUCCCCCAGUCGGUGAAAAAUAAGGUUCUAGAGGAGAAGUAUGAUAUGCUGCAGGAGAAGCUCCGGUCCAGCUCCAAGAGUACAGAUGUAUAGGUGACCAGAAGCAGGUGGAGAGGCACUGGCCACCAGGAGCUACCGCCACCUACACAUCCAUCUUUUUCUGGCUGUGUGUGCACAUGUAUGGGGUGGGACCUGCAAGGAGACCUGUGCUUAUGUGGAGUCCUGGGAGACCCUUGGAUAUGAGAGUGAUGCUAGACGUCUAUGUACAUGCAGGUGCAUAUCGGGGUGUCCUGGGAGGUCCUUGUCUAUUGGGGGGGUCACAGGAGUUCCACACGCAUGUGGAGCAUCUGUGUGAAGCACUCCUGUGCCUGCUGGGCCUGCACCAUCUCCUUUGGGACUCAGGCAGGUAUAGCACCCUGACUGUACCUCUGGGUCACCCUGGCACCCACAGCUUUUGCGGGUUUCUCAUGCAAUCUCACAGCAUAGUUGGUCCAAGUUCCCCAGGUCUCCCAGACUUCUCAGUCCAGUCUUGACUCCAUUCCGCCUUGCUGGUGCCAUCCACCCCACCCCAAGCCCAGUAUGCCCGCUGUCCCUGGAAAGGCCUGGGUCCCCCAACUGAGCAGAACUUUCGGUAAUAAAGUUAAACCUGUCUGUUGACUUCUGGGCCUCUGUUCGUAGAGACCAGGUCUCCGGGGUGUGCUGUCAGCCUGAGCUAGAAAGAAAUCAGUCCUUGAGGUUGCAAAGCUGGGAAUGCGGAACCUCAGGCUACCUUGUCCUUCCUGUGCUGCAGGGAGAAGCUGCAGGGGGAAGCAGGUAAUGGGUAGCUGGGGUCUGGACAGGAUUCCCACAGGAAGGGGAAGGCUGAAAAGGUGCCCAGAGGCU